Molecule: messenger RNA, 774 nt
Organism: Cantharellus anzutake
Lineage: Eukaryota; Fungi; Basidiomycota; Agaricomycetes; Cantharellales; Hydnaceae
Exons: 4
Coding region: 1-774 (257 amino acids)
Source: RefSeq, a predicted model, not a curated record
AUGGCAAAAGGGUCUAGCAAUGAUGUAUUUGCACCAGUCGUGUGGGCGUCAGAGAAGGCAAAGGAGUAUUGGCUGGGUGUAGCAAAAGAGCCCCUGUGGUUACAUGCCCGGCUUAUGGAGGGAUAUUGCAUCGGGGCUACAAGCAGUGAGUCAAGAAUCGGGAUACUUUACACUGUUGAUGCUGAAACGAUUGAAGAUGUUGUGAAGGUUCAUAAAGCACUCUCCGGUUCAUUGCGUUUCCAGUUGGCAGAAUGGACAAGAACCGAACUAUGUAACUGGGAAAACUCAGCUUCCAAUGGAAUUGACAUGACACACUAUCCAGGGGGAUGGGAAGAUGGGAAAAUCAAAUGGGUUAAGCUGAUAGCAGAGGAGAUUGAGCAGCAAAAAGCAGAGCUCAGUACUCUAGAAUCUGAGGCAGCCCAAGCCCAGACUGGCGACCGUAGCGAGUCACAAGCCAUGUGCAUCAACCAUGAUGCUGUCUCUGGAUGCCCUUCCACUGUUGAACAAUGUGAUGAUGCCUUAUCAAGCCCUAACAGCAGUGUACGGAACAGUGUGGCUGCAGGUGAAAGCAGCACGAGUAUGGGAGAUAAUGUAUCACCAGCAUGGCCAAGGUUUGUGGCAUCAGAAGUAUUAUUGAAGACUAACCAAAAGAGACUUUUCAGUGGUUUGAACACCGAUAAUGCCACACCAGCAAGCAGCGCCACUCACACAGGGACCGAGCCAGCGGCAACCAUGGAAGUCAGCUCCAGCUCCAGCAGGGGUGCUAACUCGUAA